UCACUCUUCAGUAGCAUUAUUUUUUGGAAUAGCCCAUACAUUAUAAAAUUCAUUUUAUUUGUUGCUUCAGAAACAGUAUGCCAUAAUAUGUCUCUAUAAGACUUAGGUUUGAAUAGACAUUGAUAAAGUAGCCUAGACACUAACAGAAAGCAAAACUAAAGGAAACCCCUUGAGUUGCGUAGAUUUAGAACAGAUUCAGUUCAUUCUAUGUACUGAUGCGCAGUCAUCAGUCGACAGUUGUGAGAUCGGAUGAGACAUUUACAUUUAUUCAUUUAGCAGACGCUUUAAUCCAAAGCGAUUUACAAUUGAGGUAAACUAUGUAAGCAAUUGGAACAACAACAAAAAACAAGACAGUACAACUGUAUGGAAAUUACGUGGACAUAACCAUGUAAAAUAUCGUGAGAACCUCGUUUUUCUGUGCCCGCAUCUCAAUAAGACAGGAGACAAGAUUACGCGCUUUUUGAACUGACCUACUGAGAGCACUCGGAGAAUGCCUUGCUGUGCCAUAAAGAGCCUUUUUACAGUUUGGUGAUUUUCUGAAACAGGGAAUGUUUUUGGCAGGAAGAUAGCUGACAUUGAGUCGUAAGCCUUUUAUCUGCCUUACACAAGUUAAGCCUGAAACCUGGACUGAAAAUGACUGCAAUUCCAGACAUUUCGUCUCGGUCAGAGACCGGCAUAAAAACAUGCAACCAGAGCUCUCCACACUAUUCCCCUGAAGCCACCGCUGCGUUUGCCACAGCCAUGAUGCUCGUAAUCCUCUUCACCAUCUUUGGAAACAUUCUGGUAAUCAUCGCCGUUCCGACGUGCCAUUCUCUGCGAGGGCCGCAGAAUCUUUUCCUGGUCUCACUGGCCGCAGCAGACAUUCUGGUGGCCACAUUAAUCAUCCCGUUUACCCUAGCUAAUGAACUCAUGGACUACUGGUACUUCACAUCGGUUUGGUGCGAGAUCAUCUUGGCGCUCGAUGUGCUCUUCUGUACCUCCUCCAUCAUACACCUGUGUGCCAUCAGCCUGGACCGAUACCUUUCUGUCUCCCGGCCGAUCCUGUACGGCACCCAGCGGACUCCUCGCAAGAUCAAAGGGGCAAUUCUGGUGGUGUGGCUCAUCUCUGCUCUCAUCUCAUUCCCCCCUCUUAUCUUCAUGAACAAUGUCAUCAAAUGUAAAUGUGAACUGAAUGAAAAGCGGUGGUACAUCCUCUACUCCUCCAUCGGGUCCUUCUUCGCUCCCUGCCUCAUCAUGAUCCUGGUGUACAUUCGCAUCUACCAGAUUGGCAAGAAGCACAUGCGAUGUCCUCCAGGAGAGCCCAGGAAGGAUGGAGCGGGUGCCAUCCCACAGGCAGCAGUCCAAAGAGGCUCACUAGACAACGGCAAAGCACAGGGAGGUGUCAAUCUUGUGAAUGCCUCCAUUCUGGCUCCCUCGUCCUCCGUUCAGCCUGCUCUCAGAACCGAAACGGUUACAUACCAGCCGCAUCUACCCGCCGUCGAAACCCAGCAGCAGAUGAAACCCCCGAAGAAGAAAAGGGGCAACAACAAUGAGGACAGUUCAAGUUCUGGCUCAGAUGAAGAGGUUGAGAGGAGACACGAUGCCAACGGGACGACCUCCAAUGUGGGGACGCUGGAUCCCGGCCACCAAACUUCCCCCAUCCUGAACGUAAUUGCUACAUCAAAGGGGAUCCAGUUGGCAUUUCCAAACAACCAGCAGACACCCGCCGGGAGGCCAAACACAAGGAAAAAAGCCAUGAUCAGCCAAGAGAAGCGCUUCACCUUUGUUCUGGCGGUUGUUAUUGGAGUUUUCGUCAUCUGCUGGUUUCCAUUUUUUUUCACCUACAGCUUGACGGCCGUUUGUCCGGAGGCCUGUAAAGUGCCCGAACCACUUUUUAAAUUCUUCUUCUGGAUUGGCUACUGUAACAGCGCGUUGAAUCCGCUCAUCUAUACCAUCUUUAACAGGGACUUUCGGAAAGCAUUCAAAAAGAUUUUGUGCAAAAAGUGUAAUGUUUUUUUGUCUUUAGAAAAUCAAUCCUUCUCUAUAGAGCAGUGAUUCUUCUGAACGUGAAAAUGUGUCACUCAUCCCCCCCAAAAAAUGUGUCAUAAAGAAAUGAAAGGCCUACUAUGUUUUUUUACGAUGGGAAAAAUGUAUGAUAUUCAA
This is a messenger RNA of Triplophysa dalaica, 2142 nucleotides long. RefSeq names its product alpha-2B adrenergic receptor-like. Gene Ontology annotation, cellular component: membrane. NCBI's taxonomy places the organism in Eukaryota, Metazoa, Chordata, Actinopteri, Cypriniformes, Nemacheilidae. The record is from RefSeq and is a predicted model, not a curated record. The coding region runs from base 634 to 2034 and encodes 466 amino acids. The transcript is spliced from 2 exons. Gene Ontology annotation, biological process: adenylate cyclase-activating adrenergic receptor signaling pathway. Gene Ontology annotation, molecular function: adrenergic receptor activity.